AAAUAAAUAAAGUAACUAAUUAUUACAUUUAACUUAACCUCAACUCAAAAUAAUUGUUACAUUUAAUUCAUUUUAUAUCAAAUAUAAUAAUGGAAGGAUCUGGUGUUUGUAGUGAAAUAAUCGAUGAUAUUGAAGAUUUGAUUUCAUCUCAAGACAUAACACCAAAGCAGCGUUACAGUACAAGAAAAUCCAUUAAAAUUAGAGCUAAAAAGAAAACGGUUGAAGAUGUUGAGCCCCAAGCAAUUGGAGAUAACAUCCCAGGAACUCAAACGAUUUAUGUUAAAACAUGGGGUUGCGCCCAUAAUAACUCAGAUUCAGAAUACAUGGCUGGUCAAUUAGCUGCAUAUGGUUAUAAACUUACUGAUGAUAAAGAACAAGCCGAUUUAUGGUUAUUAAAUAGUUGCACUGUAAAAAACCCCGCUGAGGAUCAUUUUCGGAACGCUAUAGAAUCAGGCAAAAAGCUAGGUAAACAUGUUGUUUUAGCUGGAUGUGUUCCACAAGGCGCUCCAAAGUCCGGUUAUUUACAAGGAUUAAGUGUUGUUGGAGUACAACAAAUUGAUCGUGUGGUUGAAGUAGUUGAAGAAACUCUUAAAGGACAUAUUGUAAAACUGUAUGGGACUAAAAAACAAAAUGGCAAAAAAAUUGGAGGCGCUUCGCUGUUAUUACCUAAAGUACGAAAGAAUCCUCUUAUUGAAAUUAUUGCCAUCAACACUGGCUGCUUGAAUCAGUGUACUUAUUGUAAAACUAAACAUGCUAGGGGUGAAUUGGGGAGUUAUCCACCUGAAGAAAUUGUUGAGAGGGCCCAACAAGCUUUUCAAGAGGGUGUUGUUGAAAUUUGGUUAACAUCAGAAGAUACAGGCACGUAUGGUAGAGAUAUUGGUUCAUCCUUACCAGAAUUAUUAUGGAAAUUAGUAGAGGUAAUUCCAGAAGGUUGCCGAUUAAGAUUAGGUAUGACAAAUCCACCUUACAUUCUUGAACAUUUAGAAGAAAUCGCAAAAAUCAUGAAACAUCCAAGAGUUUAUAGUUUCCUUCAUGUUCCUGUUCAAUCAGGAAGUGAUCAAGUUUUAGCUGAUAUGAAAAGAGAAUAUACAUGUAAAGAAUUCGAAUAUGUUGUUGAUUUCUUACAAUCAAAAGUUCCAGGAAUGACAAUAGCAACCGAUAUAAUUUGCGGAUUUAACGACACACUUGUUUUAUGCGAAAAACAUAAAUUUCCUAGUCUUUUUAUCAACCAAUUCUUUCCUAGACCAGGUACUCCCGCCGCAAAAAUGCAAAGAAUUCCAGCGCAAGAAGUUAAACAACGCACAAAAAAAUUAACAGAGCUGUUUUAUUCUUAUGAACCAUACGGCCAUAAAGUCGGUGAAGUCCAGGAUAUUCUUGUAACAGAAAUUUCCCAUGAUAACGAACAUUUCGUGGGGCAUAAUAAAUUUUACGAACAAGUUUUAAUACCAAAAAAAGAUGAGUUAAUGGGAAAACUUGUUACCGUUAAAAUUGAAAGUGCCACAAAAUUCUCUAUGAUGGGGGUUGUUUAUGAUGGAAAUGUUGUCGCUCCUGGUUUAACUAAACCUUUAAAGCAGGGUGAAGUUUCUGGAAUACGAACGGUUUUAAGAGAAGGAAGUAAGCUUUGGUAUGCUUUAACAGCGCUAUUUUUUGCUAUUAUUUGCCGAUUGAUCUGGAUUUCUAUAUCAAAAUAUAUGUUAUAAUAAAAAUUA
Messenger RNA from Onthophagus taurus, 1709 nucleotides. RefSeq names its product threonylcarbamoyladenosine tRNA methylthiotransferase. NCBI's taxonomy places the organism in Eukaryota, Metazoa, Arthropoda, Insecta, Coleoptera, Scarabaeidae. The record is from RefSeq and is a predicted model, not a curated record. Gene Ontology annotation, cellular component: endoplasmic reticulum. Gene Ontology annotation, molecular function: 4 iron, 4 sulfur cluster binding; tRNA (N(6)-L-threonylcarbamoyladenosine(37)-C(2))-methylthiotransferase activity. Gene Ontology annotation, biological process: tRNA methylthiolation.